AUGAUGUCGAUCCAGCACGUGACCUCCUUUCUCUGCCUCCUCCUCGUUCCUUUACUGGGAGGCUGGGUGAGAGGUGAAUCGUCGAAGCUGGACAGAGGGAGGAAGUGCUGCCCGGAUGAAGGCCAGUACGGAGUGUUUCAUCCGGACACGGGUGCCCUUCAGUGCCUGGGACUCACGGAAAGUGUGAGUGCAUCUACCCCCUUCCCAGAAUGCAAGUCGGGGGUGAAACUAGUGACAUCUGACCUAGUCGACUCCGACCCGUCGACCUUUCCUCAUUGCCGCGGGAAAUUCCUCGUCGGUGAUGGGGAGAAUGCGACCGUCCUCGACGCUUUCCUCCUCUGCCCCUCGGGGAUUACCGAAGAAAGUGAAGAAGAGAGAAAAAUCGUCGUCCGGAAGUGCUGUCCCCCGAACGAGGGCUACGAUAUGUUUUGGGAAAAAUGCAUUCCCCUUCCUUUCAACUGGACGCUCUCCGCGUUUAGUCAAAAGACGAGACAGUUUCGCAUCUUAUCGCAAGAUGAAUAUCGGCUCCGCAUCGACGACCUGUCUUCCGACCCUUGUAAGAAGCAUUUCUUGUCCCCGACCACGUGCAACAAUUGUCUGUUAGAGCACGGGCCCGUGUUCUUGGACACCGGUCGCCUCCACGUCCCAGCUUUGAAUUUCACUUUUUCCAGCGAGCAGUUCUGCUUGGAAACUGGGUUCACGGCGGGUCGAUGGGUCGAUCUAGCUCAGAUCUGUCACCCCACCGAGAAGAAGCUCCAAGACUGCGCGGGGAAAGUGUGCGUGCAGAAGUGUUGCCCCGAGAACGAAUUCUUAUGGAGACUGGCCGGGCAAUGGACCCGAUGCGGCCCUGCCGGGAGGCUCUGGGAUCCCAGGAGGCUUUUCCGAUCCGAUCCCCCUUCACGGCGAGACAUCCGAGUGAUCUCGGGUCUUCCCGUGUGUCCGAUUCUGCCGGGUCUUUUGUUCUUUCUGAACCCCGAAACCAGCGGGGAUCCGAAUCAUAAGUUCUCUUUGACCGAGACGGGACGAUUGACGACACGGACACCCAUCGGCUUUAAAAUCGACCUCGACGUCCCCCACUAUUGCAUCGACGAAACGAGAAGAAACGACGGUAAAACGGAGACCGUGGCGUGGAUCUGCACCCCGCGAGUGAAGAACAUCCUGCCCGUGGUCUUCGUCCUCGUCCCGACGUCCUCGGCGCUCCUGCUCGUCGUCCUCCUCGCCCUCUUCUCUCCCGAGAGGAGAUGCCUCCCCGGGAAGAUCCGCCUCCUCUACGUCGGCUGUCUCACGAUCGGCAGCAUUUCCGACAAUUUCAACCUUUACGCCUACGACAUCGGCAUCUCCAACGGCCUCUGCUUCGUUUUCCAAGCCCUUUACUUUUUCGGGCUACUUUCCUCUUUCUUCUGGCUGAACGUCAUGAGCUUCGACCUCUGGCGGAAUCUCAGUACCUUGCGGACGCCGUUGCGAGAGGGCGAGAGGAAGGCGCUCGUUCGCUACGGUCUCUAUGCAUUCGGAGUUUCGGGAUGCUUGACCGUCGUGGCGUACUGCGUGCAGCUGGUUCCGGACCGACCUCCGCUUGCUUUCGAGCCGGACAUGUUUCUGAAGACGGCGGAGUCUUGCAGGCGCCUUCGGCCGGCCUCCACCCUCUAUCCUCCAUCCUCCACCCUCCAUCCUCCACCCUCCAUCCUCCACCCUCCAUCCUCCACCCUCCAUCCUCCACCCUCCACCCUCCACCCUCCAUCCUCCACCCUCUGUCCUCCAUCCUCCACCCUCCACUCUCUAUUCUCCAUCCUCCAUCAGCAGAAGAGGAGAGCAAAGCUGCAGUCGCGACGCCAAGCAGAAGGGGUGUAG
Molecule: messenger RNA, 1848 nt
Organism: Darwinula stevensoni
Lineage: Eukaryota; Metazoa; Arthropoda; Ostracoda; Podocopida; Darwinulidae
Source: the annotation of a GenBank genome assembly